CCCCCGGCGGCCCCUGAGAUCUUGAUUCUCCAGUGCCCCUCCCUCCUCUCCCCACCAGCUCAGUGAUCAAGGGGUUACUCCUGGCUCUGCUUGUGGAGAUCACUCCAGGAGGGAAGAUGGCAGCGUCGGAGAUAGUUCUUCCGGAGAAACUAAGUCACAAAAAAUACCGUGCGGCCCUGAAGAAGGAGAAACGCAAGAAACGGCGGCAGGAACUGGCACGCCUGAGAGAUGCAGGACUCGCCCAAGAGGAGGAAGAGGAGGAGGCCCUGGAUGAAGAAAAACAACUCGAAGAGGAGAGGCUGCGGGAGAUAGAGAGGCAAAGGUUGCAUCAGGAGUGGUUGCUGCGGGAGGAGAAGGCCCAAGAAGAAUUCAGAUUGAAGAAGGAGAGGGAAGAGGCCAUUCGCAAACGGCAGGAAGAACAGGAGAGAAAACUGAAGGCAGAAUGGGAAGAACAGCAGAGGAAAGAGAGAGAGGAGGAAGAGCAGAAGAAGCAGGAGAAGCGAGAAAGAGAGGAGGCCGGCCAGAAGAUGCUGGAACGAGCUGAGAACGAGCUGGAAAACGGCACCACGUGGCAAAACCCAGAACCACCCCCGGACACGAGAGUGAUGGAGAAAGAUCGAGCUCACUGUCCGUUCUACAAUAAGACCGGAGCGUGCAGAUUUGGGGAUCGGUGUUCCCGGAAACACACGGUCCCCACCUCGAGUCCCACCCUUCUCAUUAAAAGCAUGUUCACCACCUUCGGCAUGGAACAGUGCCGACGGGACGACUACGACCCGGACGCCGGCUUGGAGUACAGCGAAGAGGAGACCUACCAGCAGUUCCUGGACUUUUAUCACGACGUGCUGCCCGAAUUCAAGAACGUGGGCAAAGUGGUCCAAUUCAAGGUCAGCUGCAACUUAGAACCUCACUUGAGGGGCAACGUCUACGUGCAGUAUCAGUCAGAAGAGGAGUGUCGAGCCGCCCUUACUCUGUUUAACGGACGCUGGUAUGCAGGCCGCCAGCUGCACUGUGAAUUCUGCCCAGUGACCCGCUGGAAAAUGGCCAUCUGUGGCCUGUUCGAAAUCCAGCAGUGUCCCCGAGGGAAACACUGCAACUUCCUUCAUGUCUUCCGAAAUCCCAACAACGAAUUCUGGGAAGCCAACCGAGACAUUCACUUAUCUCCGGAGCGGACUGGGUCAUCCGGAAAGAACUUGGACAGGAGAGACAGGAUGGGCCACCACGACGACUACUACAGCCGGACCAGGAGGAGGAGGAGCCCGAGUCCUGGCCACGCUUACAAAAGAAAAGGGGAGACUGGGAAGAAGAGGCGGAGCAGUCACCGGGAAAGGAGAUCCCCCAAAUCCUCCCGAAGCCACGAAAGGCACGGCUCGAGGAAUCGGAGGAGCAGGAGAGCACGCAGCCACAGCCGUGGCCGCAGGAAAGCCAGCCGCAGUCGGAGGCCCAGCCACAGCCGCAGCCGCAGUAGGAGCCACAGCCGUGGCCGGAGGCAGAGCCGGAGUGGAAAACAGAGCCAGAGCCGAAGCUGGAGUGGUAGCCACAGCCGCAGCCGCAGUCGUAGUCGCAGCUUCUCAAGGUCCAGGAGUCGUGGUAGGAGGAAAUCCAAAUCGAGGAGUAGAGACAGAACUGUUCCCAGUCCCAAAUCCAAAUAAAGCGAU
Messenger RNA from Suncus etruscus (white-toothed pygmy shrew), 1655 nucleotides. Its product is annotated as U2 small nuclear ribonucleoprotein auxiliary factor 35 kDa subunit-related protein 2-like. Lineage: Eukaryota; Metazoa; Chordata; Mammalia; Eulipotyphla; Soricidae. The record is from RefSeq and is a predicted model, not a curated record. Gene Ontology annotation, biological process: mRNA splicing, via spliceosome. Gene Ontology annotation, molecular function: pre-mRNA 3'-splice site binding; metal ion binding. Gene Ontology annotation, cellular component: U2AF complex; spliceosomal complex. The coding region runs from base 117 to 1649 and encodes 510 amino acids. The transcript is spliced from 2 exons.